AUGGAGCCCAGCCGACAGGGAGGCAGGCAGCCAGGGCCCAUCACAACGCAGGCUCCCGGCGUGCAGUGGGGAAUAAAGUGGGCCUCCUUAGGUCAGCACCAGAGAAAAAGAUUUUUUCUCCUUAUUAUGUUUGGCCUGCGCUGGCUCCAGUCACUCAAUCACACACGCCCCGAGGACAGUCAGGCCUGGGAGGGCGCGUCUGAAAGCUAUACUGAUUGCUGUCAGUGUGCGCGCGGCGGGCCACUUCCAUCGCAGGGCUGUGUGGGAUGGGGGCAGAGGCUGAGGAAGGAGGGGGGGGGUGGAGAUAAGCGGCGAAGGAAGCGAUGA
Molecule: messenger RNA, 327 nt
Organism: Knipowitschia caucasica
Lineage: Eukaryota; Metazoa; Chordata; Actinopteri; Gobiiformes; Gobiidae
Source: the annotation of a GenBank genome assembly